CGAAGGAAUUUAUGUCUCUUCAAUAUCCUACUUACGCCCUCCAAGACAGCAUCCCGGACUUGAACUCUGCGUAAUCUCACGACCCGGUUGCGAGGCACGUGGGUAUUAAAAGUCUCAUACCACCAAGCACAAGGCAACCUUCUCCAGCAUAGAACACACCAAAGGAAAUUCAGCCACCAUGGUCCGUCACAAAAAGGACCUCGCCGGCAAGGGCGGCCGCCACAAACCACGAACUCACGCCCAGCACACGCAUCCCGAGCGCGAGGAUGGCCUAGGCGCACAUAAACGGCCCGCCUUCAAAGCCGCAGCAUGGGAUCUCAACCACUGCGACGCCAAACGCUGUUCCGGCAAACGGCUCAUGCGGCUGGGCCUGAUGCGCGAAUUGCACGUCGGACAGAAGCACGCGGGCGUCGUAAUCAGCCCCAAAGCGAAGAGCCUCGUCAGUCCGGCGGAUCGGGGCAUUCUCGAACAAUACGGCGCGGCCGUGGUCGAGGCGAGUUGGAAUCGGAUCGAGGAAGUCCCAUGGCCGCGAAUUGGAGGCGUCAAUGCGCGCUUGCUGCCAUAUCUAAUCGCGGCGAAUCCGACAAAUUAUGGGCGGCCAUGGCGGUUGAAUUGUGUGGAGGCGCUGGCGGCGUGUUUUGCCAUUUGUGGACAUUUGGAGUGGGCGGAGGAGAUUCUGAGUACGUUCUCAUAUGGGCAGAGUUUCCUCGAUAUCAACUCCGAGGUGCUAGAGAUUUAUUCAAAAUGCGAGGACGAGGCGGCGGUGAAGAAGGCAGAGGAGGAAUGGUUGGCAAAGAUUGAGAAUGAAUGGCGUGAGGAUCGGGAGAAGAGGGUGGAGAAUGAGGACGAUGCGUGGCGAGGUGGAAAUAUGAAUCGGCGCCAGCCUAUAGUGGGCAACGAUUUGGAAGGGAGUGAUGAGGAGGAGGAGGACGAUGACGACGAUGGCGAGGGCAGUGAAACGAGCAGCCUCGGAGGCAUUCAACUCGGCGGACCCAAACCCGGCGAGAAGCCCACCGCUGGAAACGAGGACGAAGACGAGGAUGACGACGAGCACGAUCCCUACGGCCUCCCACCCGCUGAUGACGACGAGGAAGAAAUGGCCGAACUCCGCCGCCGCGUCCUCGCCUCCAAACCCUUCACCAACCCCACCCCAGACACAUCUAAGCCUGCACCCGAACGAGUCUCGCGACCCGUGGACUCGACUGCUCUACCCACGGAUUCAGACGCGGAAUCCGGCUCAGAUAUCGGUGACGAGGACCAGAAUGCAGAAGACGACGAGUUCGACAAUAUCAUGAACGCUGCGCCGGUGACCGAUCGUGCGGGCAUCACGGCAGCGCAGCGAAAGCGAGCGAUGGAGAAAGCUGGAAAACUGUCCGCGACGUUCUCGCGGGCGGUGGUGACGGCGCCGGGAAAAUGGCCACCUUGAUUGUUUGAUUGACGAGCCGUAUCGAGAAGUCGCUAUAAAUUAGAUGGAUUCGACUUGGAAUGGUCAAAAAUGAAGAUAAUUAAUAGAGUCUGAAAUCACGACGAGAAGAGGGUUGAUAGUCGUGUUAUGGCGAAUUUGCGUCACUCUUGCGGUGGGAUGGGACUCUCCUCCGCACUCGUAAUCCUACAUAGUGUCCACCGCUCGGGCUUCAUCAUAGUCCCAGCCCGAAAGAGAAGAUCGAGGCGGUGGAUAUGAGAUCGGAGAAAUCUGAGAAGCACCUGACGCGGGACACAUCGUGAAGCAUAAUGUAGGCAUUUCCAUGAAAAUCGAACAUAUAUCUGAUCUAUGAACAGU
Molecule: messenger RNA, 1780 nt
Organism: Dissoconium aciculare CBS 342.82
Lineage: Eukaryota; Fungi; Ascomycota; Dothideomycetes; Mycosphaerellales; Dissoconiaceae
Product: DUF367-domain-containing protein
Exons: 1
Coding region: 179-1426 (415 amino acids)
Biological process (GO): maturation of SSU-rRNA
Molecular function (GO): rRNA small subunit aminocarboxypropyltransferase activity
Source: RefSeq, a predicted model, not a curated record